UAUCAAUAUAUUUUUCCUCCUCUUUCUUCAUUCCUCCAACAUUUUCCCUCUUCUCUCUCUUCCUCCUCCAACAUUUUUCCUUUUCUUUCUUAUAUUAUAUCUUUCAUCUUUAAAUAUUUUCAUCUUCAAGUUAAAGGAUUCAAGAUAUAGCCAUAGUCAAGCUUCAAGGUUCAAGAUUCAAGCUUUUUUUUAUCUUUAUUGAGUAUGGAAUAUUAUCGGUACUAUCGUAGUUGGAUGUACGAUAGGUUGUAUCCUGGAAGACGUGGACUUAAACCAAAUUUCGAGGAAGGAGUUAAAGGGUUUAUCUCGUGGGCAUUUGUUCAGGAAUGUUGUCGAAGCGAAGGAGGAGUUAGGUGUCCUUGUCUUAAAUGUGAAUGUAGACCUAUAAUUAGUGACCCAGAGGAAGUGGAACGUCAUUUGAAGAGAAGGGGUUUCAUUAAAAAUUAUUGGGUUUGGACAUAUAAUGGAGAAGAACUACCGUGUAAUGUACUGGAGACUAGCAAUACACAAGUACCCUUAUCCUUCAUGCAGUCUAAGGGAUCUAACUUUCCACCUCCCACACAGGUAUCCUCAUCCUUCCAACAGACCAGGGAAUCCUGCACCCCACAUCCCACACAGGUACCCUCAUCCUUCCAACAGACUGGUGAAUCCCGCAACCCACAUCCCACACAUAUACCCUCACCAUCCGUGCAGACUGGGGGAUCCUACACCUCACCUACCAUACAUAUACCUGCGCAUGAGGAUGAUAAUAAUGAGCCGGAUAAGGACGAUCAUGAGGAGAAGGAUGAGAAUGACGGUGAUGAGGAGGAGGAUGACCCGAGUGUGAUUUAUACCAUUGAAGGAAGAUAUUAUAUUUGGCCCGUCGGAAAUUCUUUCGGGCCAAGUCGGAUAGCUGCCCAGUGUAUAAGUUGUGUAAUUCAGCAAAUGUAUAAAAAAGCUUGGAAGAGAUUUAAAGAUAUUGACUCGAAAGAAAAAGAAGCUUGGUUUAGAAAAUUUAAGGAAAAGUGUACGUGGAAACUAACGAACGAGAGAGAGGUUAAAAAAAAUUAUUAUGGGAGAACAUCAGUUCGACUUUCUGACAUGUUACGGCGUGCUAGAAAGCGUUGGGAACGUGAAAAUAUUCGUCCUAACUGGAUAGGCAAAGAAGUAUUUGAUGAACUUCUUGUCUAUUGGGAUACACCUGAAUUUAAGGCUAGAUCAGAAAAAGCAAAGAAAAUGAGAGCAUCUGAAAAUGGGGAUAGCAUUAAUACAGUUGGAAGUAUAAGUACGGUCGAACAUGCUCGACGCAUGGAGGUUUAUCAGACAUUGCUUGCGCAAUUUUUGGUUGAAAAUCCUCAAUAUACUCCAAGAGGUUCAGAGCCGCUUAAUCCACAUGUGGAUUUUUAUAUUUGGGGUUUAGUAAAUGGCGGAAAGGGACCUAAUGAGUGUUUUUUUGGUGCUGGAAAUUUGGCCGGCAGCUUGAGAAGAGUGGAUAGAACUUUACUUCAAAGAGUUAGAGAUGGGGAAGGAACGUCACGUCCACCACAAUUGACACCUGAAAUGCUAGAAACAGUAAGACAACUGGCGCUAACUGAGGUGAGACGCGAGUCAGCACAACGUGAGGCGGCGCUAGCUGAGGUGAGACGCGAGUCAGCACAACGUGAGGCGGCGCUAAAGGCCCAAAUGGAAGAGCAACAACGGCAAAUGGAGACAAUGGCGAAGAGACAAUCUGAUAUGGAGGAGCAAAUACGGCGAUUAAUGCAAUUCCAAAGGAGCGGUAAUCAAGCGUUUGGUGGAAAUGAAGGAGUUAGUGGUGAAGAACCGAUGGAUGAUGAGAAUGACGAUGAUCUUAACAUUAACGAGUUUCCCGACCCAUAAAGUUUACUUUAUUUUUAUGUUACUUUUAAAUUUUAA
Vicia villosa (hairy vetch) is the source of this 1893-nucleotide messenger RNA. RefSeq lists its product as uncharacterized. Lineage: Eukaryota; Viridiplantae; Streptophyta; Magnoliopsida; Fabales; Fabaceae. The coding region runs from base 205 to 1857 and encodes 550 amino acids. The transcript has 6 exons. The record is from RefSeq and is a predicted model, not a curated record.